Staurois parvus is the source of this 241-nucleotide messenger RNA. NCBI's taxonomy places the organism in Eukaryota, Metazoa, Chordata, Amphibia, Anura, Ranidae. The record is from the annotation of a GenBank genome assembly.
ACUGCUAGUUUCCGAAGCCCAAGAAACAAAUGCCUGAUGUUUGAUACACAUCCAAACAGGGGCAGACUGACAACUCAUGGGGCCCCCAGGCAAUAGGGGAUCAUGGGGCCCCUGUGUCCUUGCCAAACUCAAAAAAGCCUAUGAAAAAGGUACCAGGGGCAUCUCAAGGGGCCCCCUACUGACCCCGGGCCCUCGGGCAGUGCCCGGGUUUCCAAAUGGUCAAGUCCGCCCCUGGUUCUAA